Callorhinchus milii (elephant shark) is the source of this 1648-nucleotide messenger RNA. Its product is annotated as extensin-like. The annotation marks the transcript as partial. NCBI's taxonomy places the organism in Eukaryota, Metazoa, Chordata, Chondrichthyes, Chimaeriformes, Callorhinchidae. The record is from RefSeq and is a predicted model, not a curated record. The transcript has 2 exons. Gene Ontology annotation, molecular function: protein binding.
AAUGCCACCCACCUGCCUCUGCCCUGCCUCCUACUGUAUGGAUGUGGUAUUAUUGUCGUCUUUAACCAGUCACUUUUUGUGAUAACAAGAGGAAUCGUGAUUCUGUGAGCAAGUUGCUGUCGCUAGUGGCUUUGGCUGAUGUUUUACAGUCUUUGUCGCUCGCAAACCGAGAGUGAAACCGCACACAUCAAGGCAGGAAACCAGAGAGAGAGAGCGAGAGAGAGGGGGGGAGAGCAGACAGACAGACAGACAGACAGCAGCAAUCCACAUCGCUGGCUCUCGGGAGGAACGCUUCACACACGGAGCGUGUGUGGCACCAGCAGAAGAGGAAACGGGGGAAGUUCCGCUGGAUUUGGUGGAAGCUGUUCAGGACGGUGCGUUUUAACUGCAGCCAUUUCCUCACGAAGUAAAGUUCAGGACCAGGCUUCACUGAGCUUCAGUGAUGGGGGCUCAGCACUAGGAGAGGCAGCUGCAGAUGGAGGCGUCCAAGGCUUCUGGCCAGGCUCUGCCUCUGGUCCAGGUGGAGUUUAAUUACGAGUACACAGCCAGGGACGGACGGCUCAUUACCAUCCGGGAGAACGAGAGAUAUCAUCUCCUCUCGAGAACCACCCAGCACUGGUGGCACGUCAGGAAAGACCAGGAGACCAAACCCUUCUACGUCCCGGCCAAUUACGUCAAGGAGCUGCCCGGCUCCGGGCUGCAGUGCGUGAAUGGAUCAGCCGUUACCGGGAGCCGGGAGGAGAUUAGUCCAGGUCUGAGCGAGUCUGAGCCACGACUCCCAGAGAUGCACAGCUCCUCAGCUCCUGCUCCCAGCCCAGAGGUAGAAAAAAACACACCCGCACACAGUCCGGCCGAGAGCCAGUGUGGCCAAGGAUAUGCGGUCAAUCCACCGGGCAGAGCGAGCACUCCGCAGACCAGGACGCAGACACCCGAUGGAGCUCCGGCUUCCGGCGAAGAGAAUUGUCCCCCCGCGGCCAUGAUCCCCAGCGACCUGGGCCCAAUCUUGGCGUCCGCCACCAAAAUACCAAAAGGUCAGAGUUCAACGCUGCGACUCUCCUCCAAAGGGAAGACAAACCGUGUGCAGAGACUCAGCCUCACAGAGAGGUUCUGUCCUCCGGUUGCUCUCGGCUCUCAGGAACCCGGACACAGCCUCCGGCCCACCAAAGCCAACAGCCAAACCGACAUGGUCAACUCAACACAGCACGGGACCUGCAGUCCCAGCACAGACCACAUGGGGGUGACACUGCCAUCCCCCAAAACUUCCCCCACUCAGCUCCUGCCCCAAACCCCAGACUUCGGCUCAGAGAACAUCUACGAGACCAUCCCAGACCUGCCAUUGGCCAAGGCUGCAGCUCCACUGGAACUUGUGCCCACACACACACCCUCACACACUCCCAAACACACACCCUCACACACUCCCACACACACACCCUCACACACACCCACCCACACACCCAGACCUACACUCUCACCCAAGCCGACACUGUCACCUUCACACGCACCCAGUCCCACACGCUCACCCAAGCCAACACUCUCACCCAUACACAUACCCUCAGACACACCCAUAUACUCACCCGUACACAAAGCCUCGCACACAUCCACACCCAGCCCCACACUCUCACCCAAGCCGACACUCUCACCCGUACAC